AUGCACAGGUGCGCGUGCUGUGAUCGCACACACUGCACCGUUUGCAUGCAGAGGAUCUUUGCUGAGAUGGCCGGGGACUGGACCAGUCCUGCCAUGGAAAUGCUUAUCAUUUCUGGCGCAGAGUUCGUUGGCAUUAUUCUCGCAGGGCUCCUGUUGCUGCAUCCAACCUUGGGCCGCAUCAGGACGCUGCAGCUGCUCUGUGUGGGCUCUGCCCUCUGCAGCGCUGCGCUGACGAGCGCCGACUACGGUGCUUUCUACGUGGCAGAUCCUGCAGCCUAUGCCUUGAAGGCUGUGGUUAGCAUCAUGUUCACCUUCCUGCUUCUGUACAUCUCCGAGGCCCUGCCGGUGUCUGUGCGAGCAUCUGGGGUUGGGCUCUGCAUGGGCGUCGGCAGACUGGGCUCCAUUGCAGCACCUGCUGUAUAUGGCAUUGGCUACCAGCUGCACAACAGUGUGCUUCCGUUCCUGUUGAGCCUGGUUCUCCUGUCACUUCUAGGUUCCGUGGCAUCCAGUUUUCUGGUGGUUGAGACUCGUGGACGGCCCUUGGAUAACGGCAGCCCCGCUUCUGUUGAGCUGGCGGCCGUCAGCCGGUAA
Messenger RNA from Symbiodinium sp. CCMP2456, 591 nucleotides. Lineage: Eukaryota; Dinophyceae; Suessiales; Symbiodiniaceae. The record is from the annotation of a GenBank genome assembly.